Messenger RNA from Mytilus trossulus (common blue mussel), 7630 nucleotides. Its product is annotated as midasin-like. Gene Ontology annotation, cellular component: nucleus; preribosome, large subunit precursor. The transcript is spliced from 49 exons. Gene Ontology annotation, biological process: ribosomal large subunit export from nucleus; ribosomal large subunit assembly. Bases 28 to 7302 code for a protein of 2424 amino acids. The record is from RefSeq and is a predicted model, not a curated record. Lineage: Eukaryota; Metazoa; Mollusca; Bivalvia; Mytilida; Mytilidae.
CUCAAUGAAGUAUAUCCAUUAUUGAAGAUGAAACUAUAUAAACAAUUAUGGAAUCUAACACCAGCUCAGAGUGUCAAUAGAUAUCUGAAUCUGAAUACAGAAAUAGAUGGUGGGGAUCUUUCUUUGGGACCAGGAUUUCUGUUCACACCAACCUUUUCCUAUUUAGCAUCACACUAUCUGUCUAACUCAGACAAUUCUCAAGAUGGCAAGAAAUCAUAUGAAAACAGAUUACAACCUUUACAAGUACCAUUGGGGAACUUCUCAGCAGAAAUAGAGAAGCUCAAUUUGAUGUCAAAACAGCUCUGGUGUAAUUGCUCAUUGUUAGCAGAACCUCAGUAUGAUCCAAGAACAUCUGAAAGAAGAAAUAUUGCUUUUGAAUUUAAACACCUUUUGACAUCCCUAACAGCAUCAUUAAGUGAAGAAAACCAGGCAAUGAUAGGACAAAUAUCACCUGUAUUAGAACUUAUGUCUAAUGGACAAACAGAUCAAAUUCAAAAAUCAGAAUUUGUGGAAAAGUUCUGUUUUGUGUUAAAAUCUAUUUACCCGGAACAUGAUGUAGUUGACAAAUGUGUGAAAAGUGUUAUGGACAUUGUAACAAGUAGUGAAACAAGCACUCUACAGUCUAUAGGUACAGCAUGGGUAUGGCUUGGAUUAGUUAGCAUUGAACUGUUGACUCCAUACCUGUCUGUGGAUCCUGUGGAAAAGGUUGCCAUCAAGAUUGAAAUACUUACUAAUGAGUUGAAUGAAAUAGAAUAUGAAUUAUCAGCUAGAAGUACACACCAUGAUAUACAGACCGGUGACAGUCUGGACAGUCUCCCUGACAGGUUAUUGCAUCCACAUGUAGUACAUCUGAAGGAGAAACAAUGUGUCCUACAGCAGAACAUACAGACAUUACAACAUCAGCAAGCUUACAGACCAACACCAUCACAGUUUAGGUCUGUGGUAUCAUUGAUCACAAACUUCAAAACCAGCAUUGGAUCAGUUGAUCAUGUGACUAAUCUACUGAAAAAAUUGAUGCAGACUACUGUUGCUAAGACAACCAAAACAUUAAAUGAAGAAGAGGCUUGGCAGAAAUCUGUCACAAGUUUUAUACAGAACCUGGAUGAGAAUUUCCCUCACUACAGAGACAUAACUAUCCCUUUCUUAGUAGCUCUAUAUCAGAUAAAACAUGGAAUGAGAUUAGUCGCCACAGAUAUAAAACAGUCAAACUACCAUAAAGAUCUUACUGGAAGACUUCAUACACAGAAUGAAGACCUAUUAAGUUCAGUGAUGUUACAACUGUCAGAGGUGCCCAAUAUAUCUGUGAACAGUCCUGACUUCCUCUAUCUAGCUCAAAAUAUCAACAGUACUGACACACAACAGGUCAUUGGAUCACUGGUACCUGAUUCUACUGCAGCAAAUUCUCUUUUGUCUAGUUUAAGAAGCAGUGGACUGGAUUUAGUUAGCAGUGAUAGUUUCAUCAGGAAAGAGUUGACGCCAAGAUUGGUCUUCACUAUGUCUAAAUUAUUGGACCAGUUUGUACAGACUUGGCAACAGCAGGAAGAAAGAAGGAGACAAAAGGAGGAAGAAGAUGCUUGUCUGUACAGAUAUAAAGCUCAGCUUCAUGGGGAUGAAAGGAUGGAAGCAGAAAAGGAAGAAGAUGAAUUCAAACAAAAUUUCCCUUCAUUUGAACAAGAUUAUAUGGAUGUUUCUGGAAGACCAACUCUAGAGGGACCAGAACCUGUUAAAGUGGAUAGUAGUAAUACAUCCCAAGAGUCCCAUGAUUCUAUCUCGGAGGAAGAAAUGAAUACAAUACGGAGAAUCCACCAUGCAAUAUUUACUUUGCUAACAAAUGCUGAUUGGCUGAAACAAACUUGUAACAUAGAGGUCAAAGUUCAGGACAUUAUUAGACCCGUUCUAAGCAACUACAUGGUGAUGACAUCAUUGCUGAAACCGACCUAUCAGUAUCUGAAUGAAAAGAUAGACAAACCAAUGUUUGGUGGACAUCUCAUAGUGGCUUCAGUGGUACAGGAACAGAUAUCUCAACAAGGAGGCAGUUUAUCAGAGGACUAUGACAUCUAUUAUGAUAGUAAUGUAGCUGAGGCAGUUAAAUGUCUGCCUGUUAUUGACAAACUAGUCCACAAAGUACAGGAGUUACAAAUUGAAUGGCCUGGUCAUCCUACUCUUAAGCAGCUGGUGAUGAUUGGGGAUAGAAUAAAGUCAUUUGCAGUUACAUCCCCUGUUAUAAAGUUUCUUACAGGAAUUGAGUUGCUGUUAGAGAAAGCACAGGACUGGGAAAGUAAUGCUGCCAAACAUGUAUCUAUGAUGACAGAGCUGUCAGAAAUAACUGCUGUCAUCAUUGAAUGGAGAAAGUUAGAACUCAGUUGCUGGAGUAAAUGUUUAGAUACUGUCUGUAGAAAACAUUCAAGGAAAGCCAGUAGAUGGUGGUUUCAUCUGUAUCAGUUAAUUCAGUCCUAUCUAAUGCCAAGUCAGCUUGGAGAAGGAGACAAUACCCCGAUGACAGAUAAGGACAUUCUUAAAUCAUUGUUGGAGUUCAUGGAGAAAUCAACCUUGGGAGAAUGCAGGUCUCGUCUGGAAAUGGUGAAGAGCUUUCAUUGUCAACUUGUUAAUAUGGAUACUUCUGAUAAACAAAAGUAUCUGGUUAACCUACUCUGGAAUGUAUACCAGUUUUACAAUCAGUUCUCUGGAAUGAUAGAUGACGAAAUACAACGUCUCAGAGCUCCGGUUGAAAAAGAACUUAAGGGAUUUGUUAAGAUAGCUAGAUGGACAGACAUGAAUUACUGGGCAUUAAAAACAACCACUGAGAAGACCCAUAGAACUCUUCACAAACAUGUCAAAGCUUUUCAGGAUAUUUUAAACCAGCCAGUGAGAGCUGUAUACCAAGAAAAAACUACAUCUAUAAGCUCUGAACAGAAUAUCUCCAAAUGGAGGGAAGAGUUUAUAAACCUGAAUAUUGUGACCAAGAAACCAAUAAUUAUCCAACAGGUAGAGAGUAGUGAUGUUGCUCUUCCUUUACUGGGUAGAGCACCUACAUUGUGUGGAAAAGUUUACAAGCAUUGGCGUGGUCUGACGGAGAAGAUGCAAUAUAGAAGUAUAAUAUCAGAAUUAGAUGAGUUUAUUGGUGACAUGAUUGAAGAAGUGCAUGAAUUACAGGCCAAAGAAGUUAAUCAGUCAUUGGAAAAAGAUAAACAGAAAUCAGAAGCCAAACAUAUCUGCCAUUUGAGGAGAAGAGCCUUAGCUGAUCUCUUCAAACAUUUAACAGCUUGUGGACUAUCAUACAGGAAGGGACUUACCAUGUCCAGUCGUGACGACAAAGACACUCUUCCACUCACUGUUGAUCCUGUUGAUUUUAAUGUUCUCAUGGAAAGUUGUACCAUCUCAAAGUACAGUGAAAUGGUUUGUAGUACAUGGACUGGGUGCCAGCAGUAUUAUUACAGGUGUAUAUCUAGGAAAGCUAAGCUGGCUUCAGCAUUGAUGACUCCAUCACAGGAACUUGGUCUAGGGAAUAUGGACAGAUGUAGAGGUUUUACAGAACAUCUGAUGUCACUGGUUGUACAACAGUAUAAAGAUCUGUCUUCUAUUGGCCAGCAUUAUAAAUCUAUCAGUAUGUCUUUAGAAGCACUAACAUCUGUUAUUAAAGCUGGUGACAGUACAGUUCCACCAAAUCAGACAGAUAGUAAUAAAUGGCAUUUUGACUUCAAAGAAUUACUAACCUCUAUAACAGAAGGAAUGAUCCAGUUUGAAGCUCUGUUACAGUCUUGUCCAAAGUCAACAGGGGAGACAAAUCAUCAUCCAUCUCCAGUAGGAGAGGAAAAUCUCUCCAAAAUGGCUCUAGUUAAACAUGGUGAUUCUACUUGGACAAACUGUAUGACUUGUGUAAAGACAAUAAGACAAAGAACUGUAGAGUUACACAAAAAGUUAGUUGGAGAGAAUAAAAAUGUGAUAUGGACAAUCAAUUCAAUGAGAACUCUAACUGAAGCAGCUCAGUCACUGGAAAGUAUUGUUCCUGACAUGCAGGGAAUCAUUAACUUGUUUAAAAGUCCAUCUGACAAUUCUUUGUGUGAAUUCACAUCUAGUUUGUCUUAUCUCAGUGAAAGAAUUAAUAAAUUUGUGGCAGAGUUUAAAUCAUGGACAAGUCUUGAAGAACAGAAGAUGACACAUUAUAAAUCAGCGAGUAGUGAACUAAACAAUGAGGUCAACCAGUUUGCGUCAAAUGCAGAGGAACUUGUUUCUAGUAUUUUAAUGGUGAUUCAGAAUAUCAGGAAAAAUCAUGAGAGUGAUAAGGCUGUCACUGAUGCUGAAAAUGGUGAAAAUGAAGCUAUGAAAUUUGAAGAUGGACUGUUUGUAAAACAAGUUAUUGAAAAAGUUAAAGAGGAUGUAACACAUGUUUUAAGUACAAAGAUAACCAACAGUAUUCAACAUCUGAUGGAUCAGUUAAUAUCUCAUUGGAACAGUUCAGAUCCAGAAACAUUGCAGUCCAAUGUAACAUGUGUCAAGCUUAUAUCACAUUGUCUGCCUCUGUUACAACAGUAUUGUGAGGUUAUAGAAUAUUACCUACUUCAAGCCCUAGCUGCUAACAGGACAACAGCUAAACUUCUGUCUGUAUUGUUAGGGAUAUUUACAGAGCUAGCUUCAAAGGGUUUCUGUACUCCAGCUGAGUUUUCAGAUGAGGUGGCCGGUGAAGGAGCUACAGACUUUGAGGACAUUGAAAAUGCUGGAAUGGGUGAAGGGGAAGGUGUCAAAGAUGUCAGUGAUCAGAUUGAAAAUGAGGAUCAGCUUGAUGAAGCCAGAAAACCAGGCGACAAACCAGAGGAAAAAAGUGACCAGCCAGACAUACCUUCUGAGGACAAUGCUAUAGAAAUGUCUGAUGAUAUGGAUGGCAAACUUCAUGAUGUAGACCCCCAGGAGGAGGGAGACGAAGAUGAGGAGGGUGAGGAGCAGGAGGAAAUAGAUAAACAGAUGGGAGAGGUGGAUGAUCAGGGGGAAGAUAAAUUAGAUGAACAGAUGUGGGGUAGUGAUGAAGAAGAACCUGAAGAACAAGAAAAUCAGAAAGAAGAGGAGGGACCAGGAUCUGGCCAGGAAAGUAAGAGUGAACUAGUGGCCAAGGAUGAUAAUGAAGGGGCUGAAGAAGAGGAUCAGAAUAAGGACUCUUCAAAAGAAAACAAAGACAAUCCAGAUGAAGAAAAUAAACAGCCAAAUGAACUUGAUCAAAUGGACACUUCAGAGUAUGACGAGGACAAGGUAGAUCCUUACCAAAAUGAAAAGGAGGCAGAGAAACCUCCUGAUGGCAUGGACUUGCCAGAUGACCUUCAGCUAGAUGAUGACAUUGACAAAGAGGAAGAGGGUCCAGAUGGGCAAGAAGAAUCACAAAAAGAAGAACCAUCAGAUGGCAUAGAGAAUAUUCCUGAUGAAGAAAAUAAAGACAACACAGAUGAUAAAAAUGAUGAAGAAAUGUCACCAGAGGAGAAAGAGCAGAAAGAGUCUGAUGGAUUAGAAAAGGAAAACACAGAAGAUGGAAAAGAGGAAAGACAAGAAGAGGAAGGAAAAGAUGAACCUGGAUUUUCAGCACAGGAACCAAGUGAAGAAAAUCCUGAAGACCAAAUCAAUGAGGAAGAUAAAGAACAACCACAAGGGGCUGAGGUCAAAGGUCAGACAACACAUGAUUCUCAAAAUGUGGAACAAAGUGAUACAGCCCAUGACCAAGCAGGAGAAAGUGAAAAUAAUCAGGAAGAAGCUGAAGGAACAGGAACUGCACAGUCCGAACUAGAAGAAGGUCAUCAAGGUCAGAGUUCAUCCAAAGUUACACAAGGUUCAAAUUCACAGCAGCAGAAACAGUUGAAGAGAAAGCCUGGUAAAUCUGAUGUUGAUAGAAGUUUAGGUUCUGUGGAAGAUAAAUAUAAGAAACUGAAGACCACUGACACUCCUGCUACUGAAAGUCAGGAAGAUGAGUCAACAAGUAAAGAAGCUGAUUUAUAUGAACAUGUCAAAGAUGCAACAUCUAAAUAUGAUACCCAGACUAUUGAUACUGCUACGACAGAACAGCAGCUAGAACAACCUCUAGCUAGUCAGGAGGGGGAGGAGUGUGAACAGGAUGAGGAUGUAGAUAUGGCAGAGGAUGAUACUGACCAAAAGAAUGAAGACAUUGAGAUGCAGCAAUCAUUGAAAUUAAAAUCCAGGAAAAAAGAAUUGCAGGGAAAUGGUGAUGUGAAGGACUUAGAUGAUGUGACCAUGGAGAAAGUUAAUAUCCCUGGUGAUGUUAUAGACACAUUGACAGUUGGUAGGGGCCCUGUGUCUACCAUACAUACAAAGAUGGAAUACCUUCACACUGAUGUGAAGGAGGAAGUUAAUGUUGAGAAAUUGAGGGAAGAAUUAGAAAGUCAGCUGACAUCCUGGUCACAUACAGAUAGUGAUAAUGAUCUCACUGAGGAGGCAGCUGCUGAGGCCUGGAACCAAUAUGAAGUUUUGACCUCUAACCUUUCUCAGGAAUUAUGUGAACAGUUGAGGUUGAUAUUAGAACCAUCACAGGCCACAAAACUCAAGGGUGACUACAGGACAGGAAAAAGAUUGAAUAUGAGGAAAGUAAUACCUUAUAUAGCUAGUCAGUUCAGGAAAGACAAGAUCUGGUUGAGACGUACCAAACCAAGCAAGAGACAGUACCAGAUUAUGUUAGCUAUAGAUGAUUCCUCUAGUAUGGUGGACAACCAUUCUAAACAGCUUGCGUUUGAAUCUUUAGCCAUGAUAUCCAAUGCUUUGACAUUAUUAGAAGCAGGAGAACUGGGCAUUUGUAGCUUUGGUGAGAAUGUUAGACUGGUUCAUGAUUUCAAUGAGCAGUUUUCUAACCAUUCUGGAGCCAAACUAUUACAGCAUUUUACUUUUGAACAGAAGAAAACAAAAAUUGCACAGCUUCUGAAGCAGAUUACUGUACAUAUGAUGGAUGCUAGAUCUAGACAGCGUGGCAUGAUGGGUAAUCCAGACACUGCCCAAUUACUAUUAAUAGUAUCAGAUGGGCGUGGCUUGUUCAUGGAAGGAAUGGAGACAGUAAAGUCUGCUGUUAGACAAGCAAGAGAAUCAAACAUAUUUCUAGUGUUUGUUGUCAUUGACAACCCUCAGGCAAAGGAUUCAAUUCUAGAUAUCAGGGUACCAGUAUUCAAAGGAGCAAAUAGUAUGCCAGAGAUUAAGUCAUACAUGGAUAACUUCCCUUUCCCAUUCUACAUUAUACUGAGAGACAUUAAUUCUUUACCACAAGUGUUGUGUGAUGCUUUAAGACAAUGGUUUGAACUUGUGACAUCUACAGACAGCUGAUAAUACAGUGUUGCGAGCAGUGGUUUUAAAUAGUUCUCGUGGAAGUUUUAUGCCAGAAAUUUGCACCAAACUGAAUUGUGAUGCAUUCAGUUACAAUAGUGUUUAGUACUUUUAAUUUUGAAAUAAACAGUAAACUUAUGUGAUUGUUUAAAGUAAUGUAUGCAAAUAUUUUUAAUUGAGAAAUUUUACUUGCCUGAUAACAGAAACAGAGGAAAAGGAUUUCCUUGUUAGUGGAUAGUUGUUACAUUUACAGACUGUUAUUGAUGAGAACUGUUUUAUGGAAAAACUUAAUACAAUUAAGUUUAGAAUUAAAAUACCUUACUAUCUU